AGCAGCCGCACAGCACAGAAAGAAAAAAAAACAUAAUGGCACUCACCGUCACGACGUCGUCUGCCCAAGUUGGCGGCGCCGAGACGACGUAUUGGAGCCUGCACGGGCACUCCGAAGAAGUGCUGUGCGCCGCAGCGUAUAGGCAGCACGUCUGCGCCACCGGUGGCGCCGAUGGUUUGGUGCUGGUGUGGCGCUUCGCCGGCAGCACACCCGAACACGCCUGCCGCAUGCGCACUGGGGGCCCCGCUGCGCUUGACGUGGCGUGGAGUAACGCGACAACGUUGCUCACGGCGCAAGGGGACGGCUGCGCAUCGGUGUGGGACGUGGAGAAAGGUGUGAAGACGCGUUCGAUAUCGCGUUAUGCGAUCAAAGGCCGCUGUGCGUGGCCCGUCGUGAACUGUGUUGCAGCCACCACGCGGGGCAGCUUCGUGUUUGGCGGCGAUGACGGCUAUCUCGUCUCCGCCGAUACGCGCAGCGACAAGGUGAGCACCAGUGUGCACCUGAAUGUGCCGGUCACUGCCGCCACAUCAGCAGAAUAUUCCCUCUUCGUGGGCGACGUGUGCGGUGCGCUGCAUUGGUUUGACACGCGUGUUGGGUCAAAGGAGCUGGAGCGCAUUCAAUGCGGUGCAGCAGGCAUCACAAGCGUUGUGGCGGUGCCGGACCAGGAUAGAAUUGUCUCGUACGCGUUGAAUGGCGAUGCCCAGGUGAUCGACAGUCAGCCGUUCGCCUUGUCCUCCUCGGAUCGCCUUGUGGGUGCUACAAACCUUGGUGACAACACCCGUCAGUCGUUGCUGCGCGGGUCGUGGCUGCCGCGUGCAGGGGCGGUGGUGUUGCCAAGUGGCAGCGGUGAUGUCGUUGCGAUCUCUCCCGCGGACAUUGGCGGAGGCGUCACGCGCACGUUGCACCAACGCGUAAACGGGCCCGUGAUGAACGUGUGUGCGGCGGUGGGUGAAGGAGUAGUGCUGUGCGGUGGUGGGGAUGAGCUUGCCGUGUAUUCGUGGUAG
Messenger RNA from Leptomonas pyrrhocoris, 1004 nucleotides. RefSeq lists its product as hypothetical. NCBI's taxonomy places the organism in Eukaryota, Euglenozoa, Kinetoplastea, Trypanosomatida, Trypanosomatidae. The transcript has a single exon. Gene Ontology annotation, molecular function: RNA binding; protein binding. The record is from RefSeq and is a predicted model, not a curated record. Bases 36 to 1004 code for a protein of 322 amino acids. Gene Ontology annotation, cellular component: catalytic step 2 spliceosome.